This is a messenger RNA of Polistes canadensis, 2111 nucleotides long. It is a transcript of the gene Nop56, whose product is annotated as nucleolar protein 56. The transcript has 3 exons. The coding region runs from base 129 to 1631 and encodes 500 amino acids. Gene Ontology annotation, cellular component: small-subunit processome; box C/D methylation guide snoRNP complex. Lineage: Eukaryota; Metazoa; Arthropoda; Insecta; Hymenoptera; Vespidae. The record is from RefSeq and is a predicted model, not a curated record. Gene Ontology annotation, molecular function: snoRNA binding.
UGUUGACCAUUUUCUUACUAGUUCAUGUGCCGCGUGUGCACGUGUUUAACUUUAUUGCAUUCAUUAAUUGCUCGGCGUAAAUUACUUAUUUCUGUCUAAUGUGAAUCAAAUAUACAAAGUAUUGAAACAUGACACAAGUUUACGUUUUAUACGAGCACGCAGCAGGUUAUGCUGUGUUCAGCAUUAAUGAAUUUGAAGAAGUAGGAAUGUUAUUACCUCAAGUUGAAGCAUCAGUAACAGAUUUAUCACGAUUUAGAUCUGUCGUAAAACUUGCUGGAUUUUCACCAUUUAAAACUGCUGUAGCAGCAUUAGAGAAUGUAAAUAGUAUUUCGGAAGGCAUCGUACCUGAAGACUUACAAUUGUUUUUGGAUUCUAUUCUGCCCAAAUCUGAUAAGCAAAACAAAAUUAUUCUUGGUGUAUCGGAUCCAAAACUAGGUGCCAGUAUAACAGAAGCAUUAGGCUUAAAAUGUGAUCACACGGGUGCAAUACCAGAAAUCAUUCGAGGAAUCCGCUUCCAUUUUCAUAAUCUAAUUAAAGGUUUUACUUCCAAAAGCUCGGGAGUAGCUCAACUCGGACUUGGUCAUAGUUAUUCAAGAGCGAAAGUAAAGUUUAAUGUCAAUCGUGUAGAUAAUAUGAUCAUACAAAGUAUAGCUUUAAUGGAUCAACUGGACAAAGACAUUAAUACAUUUAGUAUGCGUAUACGUGAAUGGUAUAGUUACCAUUUCCCAGAAUUGGAAAAAAUAGUUCCUGAAAAUUAUAUGUUUGCUAAAGUAACACAACUAAUUAAAAAUAGAAAGGAAUUAACGGAAGAAAAAUUAGAAGCGUUGGAACAAAUUGUUAUGGAUAGUGCAAAGGCUCAAGCAAUUAUAGAUGCCUCUAAGUCUAGUAUGGGUAUGGAUAUCAAUCCUGUGGACCUUCUUAAUAUUGAGUUGUUUGCUAAACGUGUAAUAGGAUUGGCGGAUUAUAGAAAAGAAUUGUCUGAAUAUUUAAAAUCCAAAAUGAAUGGUAUAGCACCGAAUCUGGCUACCCUUAUAGGGAAUCAAGUAGGAGCUAGAUUAAUAGCUCAUGCUGGAUCGUUAACUAAUUUGGCAAAAUAUCCUGCAUCUACGGUUCAGAUAUUAGGUGCAGAAAAAGCAUUAUUUAGAGCAUUAAAAACAAAGGGAAAUACACCUAAAUAUGGCUUACUAUUCCAUUCUACAUUUAUUGGUCGUGCUGGUACUAAAAACAAGGGAAGGAUUUCGAGAUAUCUGGCCAAUAAAUGCUCUAUUGCAUCAAGAAUAGAUUGUUUCACUGAAACACCAACAAAUAUCUUUGGGGAAAAAUUACGGCAGCAAGUAGAAGAUCGCUUGAAAUUUUACGAAACAGGUGAAAUACCUAAAAAGAAUAUAGACGUGAUGCAGGAGGCAUUAGAAGAAGUUCAACAUGUAGAAACUGAAACAGAAAUAAAAUCAUCUAAGAAGAAGACAAAAAAUCAAAAAAGGAAGGUGGAAGAAUUAGAAAAUGGUGAUACUGCUACUACUAAUGGUAUUCAUGAAAAUGGAGAGAAAAAAGAACUUGUUGAAGAAAGUGUGGAACCUGUAAAAAAGAAGAAGAAGAAAAAUAAAAGAUCCAAAAGUAUAGGUGAUGCUUAAAGCAUAAAUAAUAUUAAAUUGUAAUAUGUGUCUUAUUGCUAUACUUGAUAUCUUAUGCAUACAAAUUCAAACAAGUUGCAUACUAAUUUUACAUAAUUUUGUAAAAUUUCCAUAGUAUUUUAUACAAUUUUUCCUGACAAUUAGAAAUAUACUUUAUUCAAUUAUCUUCUCUUAAAUUAAUAUUAAACCACUUAUAAAUUUUCUUUUUAGGUAUCUUUUGUUUCUUUUAUAUUUUCUAUUUUGUUUCAUUGAAAAAUGAUAUUCUAUUAGUAUUACUUAUGUAUUCUAGCCGAACUUCUUUUAUUCUUAGCAAUAUGCAUUGUAAAUAAUUGUAUGAAUAUUAUUAUAUUUGUUUAGCCAUGAUUUAAAUGGUUUUCAUACUAUUUUUUAUAACUAAUGACAUAAUAUAACAUUACUAUACGGUUUCCUACAAAUUUAGUUGUGACAAUAAAUUGUAAAAUAUACAUUUUUUUAAUCAAA